Messenger RNA from Homarus americanus (American lobster), 2745 nucleotides. RefSeq names its product UV-stimulated scaffold protein A-like. The transcript has 3 exons. The record is from RefSeq and is a predicted model, not a curated record. Gene Ontology annotation, molecular function: RNA polymerase II complex binding. Bases 317 to 2257 code for a protein of 646 amino acids. Gene Ontology annotation, biological process: response to UV; transcription-coupled nucleotide-excision repair. Lineage: Eukaryota; Metazoa; Arthropoda; Malacostraca; Decapoda; Nephropidae. Gene Ontology annotation, cellular component: chromosome.
GUUUUCCCAGUGUUAGUUUGUAAGAGGUAAUACGUGUAGUGUAUUAUAUCACCUUAUAUGUCUAUAUUUAAUACAGUUUAUAACCCAGGGAACAUACAGUAAUACUUGAUUAUUAUACAGAUCAUUGGGUUGUCCUCAGGAAAAGUCUUUUGUGGUGAAGUUGUUAUGAUAUCACAUUACACCAUUGUUAAUCUACUCUCCAUCCCCAACCAGCACUGUACUACAGAGAUCUGUUAGUCAGUGGAUCUGCAAUAUGAAAUGAGAUACUUUCAACUGAUCCAAGACUUUGGAUAUCAUCACUGUUUUGAACUUGGACAUGGAGAAUGACCAACAGGCAUAUCAUCUCAAGAAGUUAGUUGAGGAACUCACCACAUCAGGGAAAGACAAGUUAGAUGAAACGAAUUUCAAGAAAGUGAAAAAUAUUUGUAAGCGCUCUGACAUAUAUGUAAUUGAGUUAUACAGGUUACUCAGCAAACAACUUAAAAGAAAACAUGCAGAGAUAAGAUUUAGUGCCUUUCAAAUUUGUGAUGAAAUUUUCCGUAAGUCCCACUGCUUUCGUGAGUUAUUGUUGAAAGAUUUUUGUAAUAUUGUUGACCUUGUACUAGGGUUGGAUCCCCAAAAACCACUCCCAAAACCUGAAGCAGUCGCCAAGAACCUUAAACAAAAAAGUGUUGAGGCUAUUCAAUAUUGGUACGACAAUUUUAGUGACGGUUACGUAACACUGAAAUUGGCCUAUAAUUAUUUACGAGAUUGUAAAAAAGUUGAUUUUGCGGAAUUGACAGCCAGAACUGAGGCAGAACGCCAAAGAGCAGAAGAAGAGAGGCGAAGACUUGAUGAAAUAAAGAGAAAAAAGAUAGUAAAGAUUAACAAUGAACUGGAAGAAAGCUCAUCAGAAAUAAAGGAUUUUGUGGUACAGUUUCAGAACUGUUUCAAACUUCUAAUUCCAGAUGUUAAUGACUUUUUCAUUGCCUUUAAUGAUGAAGAACCCUCCUGUCAGGAAGGUGGAUUCAUUCAUGGUGAAGAAAAUAUUAAGGACGAGGGGUUUCUUCCUGAGGGAAGUGAGGAGGAAGACAAAGACAUUGAGUAUGGUUCAGAGUUCAUGCGUGGUCAUGGUAUUAUGAAAGGAACAAGCAUUCAAAUUAAUUUGGAAGAUGUUAGAAAAAUUCAGGAAACUCCUGAUAAUGAGGUUGUGAUAGAGAACCUCAAAGAGCAUGUACAAAUUUUGAACACAAAAUUUUUGCCCCAAGUUAAGAGAUGGGAGCAAACCAUGCGACCUUAUAGUGAGGGAAAUGGAAGCUUAAUCAAGAAUAUUCUUGAACUAAAACAAUUGGUUGGGCAGGCUGUCAAAAUGUUUGAGUCUCUGAAAAUCAUACCUAAAGAAAAACCACAUCCCACAGUCAGUGUUGAUUUUGAUAGUGAUGAUGAUGAUGACUUUAUAGAGGUGCCUUUUGAUGAUCCACGAGUAGUAAGUGCAGCAGCUUCAGAAGUAGUGCUCUUGGGUAUGGAUAGAUCAUCCUGGAAUACAUUUGACUUUCAGUCUGAUGAUUUAACAACUCAACCAUCAACUUCGGGUGUAUCUCAGACUUACGGACAACAAUCAAAAAAUGAAGCAGUUAAGGCUAAGAAAAAGUCUCAGACCAUAAGAUGCCCAGAUGAAUAUCUCGGUAAAACCAACUUUACACUUAAACGUCUUCAUAAUCCACUUGCUGGACUAAGUCAGGUGUGGACAGCAACACCAGACUUGCAUGAACAGGAAGAAAUCCAGAAUACAGGUGGUGUACUGGGAGUGGCAACCCAGAGAGUGAAUUAUGAACGGGCUUGGGAACCUAUAAAAUGGACUUGUCGAGCUCCACUGACAUCUGGUCGUUUAUGUCCUCGUCAAGAUAGAGAGAAGUGCCCUCUUCAUGGACCAAUUGUGCCCCGUGAUGAAGCUGGCAAACCUCUCCGUCCCGAGGAUGCUGCUAAAGAACAUGCAGCUCGUGAAAGGUAUGAGAGAGACCACCCUGCCUGGCAGGACCCACAACUUUUGGCAGAAUUAAAAGCAGCUACAGGUAUUGAUCUAAAAGUGCCUAAAGGGAAACAAAAACGUAAGCGCAAAUAUGAAAAUCUGACUGAUUUGAGGAAGAUGACAGGAAGAGACAGAUUGACCAAGAAGGUCCUCAGCAAAAAGGCUUUGAGACGUUUAAAUGCCUCUUUAGCACGUGAACAUACUUCAGCUCCAAAUGGGUCUUCUUCAUUUAAUUUUGGCCAGAGGUAAGGACAGCUUAUAUAGUGCUGGUAAUAAGUUUAAUUUAAAAGUACAGUACUGUAUGUGCAGUACAGUACGUACUGACCUGUUGAUAAUCUUAUACAAUAUUUCUCAUAUUGCAGAGAUACAAUGUAAUGUAAUACAGUUGUGCCCUGAUAAUCAAUGAAUAUAGGGACCAGGAAAAGUCGUUGGUUAGUGAAUCAACGGUUAUCAAAGAAACUAAUCCCAUACGAACGUUAAUUCAGGAGGCUAAGGAAUGGCCACCUUCCAAAAACUCCCCCAUCUACCCUUGAUACAUAUCUUUGUGGUGCACACUGUCAAGCAAGAAAAUAAAGCAGACAUACUGUACUGUUAUAUGAAGCAGGGGUUAUUGAGAGCGUUGGUUUUUGGGGUACGAUACCUGUACAGCAUUUGAAUUGGAGACUCAUAAUAUAUUUUUUUUCCAUCCUGUGUGCUUUGUAAAGUUCUUUUUGAAUUAAAAUAAUAUAUUAAGGAUU